AAAAACAAAUACUGAAAUAAAAUAGCAAUAUAAUAAAAUAAAAAAGGAAACAAACAAGAAAAGUUAGAGCAAGAGAAGGCCGCAUUCCUUCCUUACAAGACAUCCAAAGAACAACAAUCCACCACCACCACCGAUCCAAAGCAGCAGCAAGCAAAGCCGUACAAUUCAAGACCUUUUUCAAUCUUGCUUUUUUAUUUGUUUUUGUAUAGUCUUGAGUACAAGAAAAGCUCUAUUUUAUUCUCAAAGAAUAAUAAAGAGCAAAGCAAUCUUUGCCAUGCCUGAUAUUAUGGAUGGUUCCUCGGCGAUAACAGCUAAACCCCCACAACAAAUAUCUGAAAUGUUUCAGAAAUUUGCUCUUGCUUUCAAGAACAAAACCUUUGAAUUCUUUGCCGAUGAAGCAGAUCAUGAUCCUUCUGAUUCUGAAGGUUUUACUCUCCUCGACUCCACUGAAGACUUUAUCACCGACCAGAAAGUCGUGGUGAUCAAGCCUGACCGGCCUCACAACUUAGGGGAACCUUCACCACCCAAAUCGCCAAAUUUGGGUGGUGGUAAAGUCGCAGAGACCCAGAUGGUGAAAUCUGAACAAACGCAGAAAAAGAAGUCUUUUAUGAAUAUCCAGAUGACUCAUACUUUGAUUUCUUCUGUUUUUGCUACCGUUUCGUCCUUUGAAGCGUCGUAUCUUCAGUUGCAGACGGCACAUGUACCGUUUGUUGAGGAAAAUAUAAAGGUGGCUGAUAGGGCUCUGGUUUCGCAUCUUCAGAGACUAUCUGAUUUCAAGAAAUUCUUUCGGGAUUUUUGUAGAAGUCCUGAUUUUGUGGAUUCUGGGGAGGAUUUGGCUAUUGGGUCUCGCUUAGAACAUCAAGUGGAAGAGAAUCAGAGCAAGUUGAGGACUCUGGGAACUGUUUCCGAUCGGUUACAAGAAGAGAUUGAUCUAAAAGAUAACCAAGUUGCCGCUUUGAGGAAGCAAUUGGGUGAGAUUCGUAAUUCUAAUGCAAAAAUUUCGAAAAAAUUAUCCAAUAAUUUAAAUUCAUCAUUUGAUGUUCUUUUGACUGUUAGGGUUUUCGAUUCUGUGUUGCAUGAUGCUUGUAGAACAACUCAUAAGUUUACUAAGAUUUUGAUUGAUUUGAUGAGAAAAGCUGGGUGGGAUUUGGAUUUGGCGGCCAAUUAUGUUUAUUAUGAUAUUGAUUAUGUCAAGAAAGGGCAUAAUCGUUAUGCUUUUCUGUCAUAUAUUUGUCUUGGGAUGUUUAGAGGUUUUGAUUCAGAAGGAUUCGGUUUUAGUGAGAAUGAAAUAAUGUGUAACGGACACAAAUCCGAAUCUGGCAAAAGUACUACCUCGAUGAAGCAAUUACUUGAGCAUGUAUCUUGCAAUCCUUUGGAGAUGAUCAGUAGGGAUCAUAAAUGUGAAUUCUCAAAGUUUUGUGAAAGGAAGUACCAAGAGCUCAUUCACCCUACAAUGGAGUCAUCGAUUUUCAGCAAUUUGGAUCAAAAUGAAGUGGUUUUGAGUUCGUGGAGAUCGCUGAGUGAGUUCUAUGAGUCAUUUGUUAGCAUGGCUAGUUCAAUAUGGAUGCUUCAUAAGUUGGCCUUCUCAUUUGAUCCUGUUGUUGAGAUUUUUCAAGUUGAAAGAGGGGUUGAUUUUUCCAUGGUUUACAUGGAAGAUAUUACAAAGAGGAGUAGCUUGACGGGUAAAGCCAGAGCAAAGGUGGGGUUCACAGUGGUUCCAGGUUUUAAGGUUGGGAGGACAGUGAUUCAGUCACAGGUUUAUUUAUGUGGCUUGAAGUGUACAGAGUAGUUGUUCAUGAUUUCUCCCAGUGGAGAAUCAAGAAUUAGAUGUUCAUCCUUGUCAAAAUCAGGAAACAGGCAAAAGGUUGGUUCCAGGUUUCGGUUUUGGUUUGAAUCUCUGCACUAUGAUCUGUUUAGGCAGGGAUUCCUGGAAAACCAUAGUGACACCUGAAUCCUAAGGAUUCAGUCAGGAGUGUAAAGAAUACCUUUUAUUUCUGAGCUCACGAAGGAGUUUAUCAUAUAAAUCAUCAAGGAAUGCUAUCUCCUUGCCACACUUGGCACAGAAACUGGCUAUAUUAUGAAAGAUGUUUUGGCUACAUUCUGAUACCAAGCUAUUUCCCAUCUGGGUUGUGACUUUUCUUUUCUUAGGUUUCCGAUGUUUGAGUCCCUUUGUAGAAAUGUUUGUAAAGCAUUUUUAUUUCUUUACUUUUAUUGUUGUUGGUUUGUGAGUUCUUCUAACACCAGAAAUACAGUACCAAUGUAUCCAUAUUAGGUAAUCUGAUAUAUAAAAGUCUGACUUUAAAUAAAA
Molecule: messenger RNA, 2308 nt
Organism: Mangifera indica (mango)
Lineage: Eukaryota; Viridiplantae; Streptophyta; Magnoliopsida; Sapindales; Anacardiaceae
Product: protein GRAVITROPIC IN THE LIGHT 1
Exons: 1
Coding region: 275-1789 (504 amino acids)
Biological process (GO): negative gravitropism; response to red or far red light
Source: RefSeq, a predicted model, not a curated record